UUUACCCUAUUUUUAAUUUUAUUGAUAAAAAUUUUGGGGGUUCCUUCUCUUUUAUCACAUUCAUUCUUCGCACCCAUCAAUUUUUAUAUUUUCUUUUUUUUAAAUUGUUUUGUGAUCUAAAUUUCUUUCUUUCUUCUAAAUAUUCGCUACUAAUAAAUAAAUAUUUCUAUAAUGUCUGGAGGGGGGGGGGUAGGAGGUUGUUGACCACCACCAACCAAACCAUUCCUUCCUUUCCCUCCAAUUUUUAUUGUCUUCUAACCUUUCAUCGCCACACACAAAUUGCGUCGUUUAGCACGAGAUGAUUAUUGGUUGUGGCGGGUGUGUUAAAUAAGCCUUUAGGGUAUGUGAAAGAUGGAAAGGCGAUGAUUGAAGAAAAAUUCGAUUUGAUAAAAGGAAGAGAAGGGAAUGUGGAAAAGGAAGUAGAGAGGGAGGAGGUUAAGAGAAGGGAGAAGAAAAUGAAGGAAGUUAAAGGGAAGGAAGUGAGGAAGUAAUCAGGGAAGGGAGGAAGUAAUCAAGGAAGAGAGGAGAAUGGAAGAAAAAGGAUGCAAAGGGGAUGAGGUUGAAGAUAUGAUUGGAAGAGGAAGAAUUGAAUCCCAAAUUCCAAAUUCCAUUAUUCCAUUAGCUUUAAUUAAUGUCCAAACGGGGAAAGCAACAAAUUAUAAUUGGGCAAGUGGGGGUUGUUCUAUUUUAUCUGAAUUUGGUUCAAUUGAAUUGGAAUUUUCUUUUUUGUCUAAAAUUACUGGAAAUGAUACUUAUUUGUUAAAAUGUAGAAAAUUGAGAGAAUAUGUUAAUAAAUUGGAAAAACCUGAUGGGCUUUAUCCGAAUUACUUAAAUCCAAAUACUGGUAAAUGGUGUCAAAAACACAUUUCUGUUGGAGCAUUAGGCGACUCUUUUUAUGAGUAUUUACUUAAAGUCUGGCUAUUUGACGAAAAACGUGACAAUAAAUUAUGGGAAACUUAUAAAAAUGCAAUUUUGGCAAUAGAAAAUAAACUUUUAUUUAAAUCAAAGCCUAGUAAUCUUUGGUAUUUUGCUGAAAUGAAAGGAACGAGAAUUGAACAUAAAAUGGAUCAUUUGGCUUGUUUUACUGCUGGAAUGUUUGCACUCCAAUCAUUACACGAAACUGAUAUUAAUCAACGAGCACAUUAUUUAGAAUUGGCUGAAAAAAUUGGAGAAACUUGUCAUGAAUCGUACAAUAGAACAAUCACAAAACUUGGCCCAGAAUCUUUCCGUUUUGCAUCAGAUAUUGAAGCUAAAGCUGUCCGUGUCCAUGAAUCUUAUUACAUUCUUCGUCCAGAAGCUGUGGAAGGAUGGUUUUAUUUGUGGAGAGUAACGGGUAAACAACAAUAUAGAGAUUGGUGUUGGGAAGUUGUUGAAGCAUUAGAAAGGCAUUGUAGAGCAACAGCUGGAUAUACGGGCAUUAGGAAUGUUUAUUCUUUACCGGUCGACCAAGAUGAUGUCCAACAAUCAUUUUUCUUGGCUGAAACACUCAAAUAUUUAUUUUUAACAUUUAGCGAUUCAAAUAAAAUAUCGUUAGAUAAAUGGGUCUUUAAUACUGAAGCACAUCCUUUCCCUAUUGAAAUUUAGCAAUUUUAUCAACUUUAAGAAAACGAGCAUUACUCAACUCUGAGAGGGUAGCUAGCAGGGAUGGGACUAGUUAGAGCUGUCCGAGAUCCAAGACCAAGACUUAAGACCCAAAACCAAGACCGAAAAGAACCCAAGAAAAGUUGUGAGUCAAGACUCAAGACCAAGAGUCUCGGACAGCUCUAGGACGGGUUAUUGGAAACCCGAUACCCAAAAUCUUGUGUUUUCUUUCGACCCGAAACACGACCCGACUUAUUUCUCAACCCGUCCCAUCCCUGGUAAGGUAG
This is a messenger RNA of Meloidogyne enterolobii, 1868 nucleotides long. The record is from the annotation of a GenBank genome assembly. NCBI's taxonomy places the organism in Eukaryota, Metazoa, Nematoda, Chromadorea, Rhabditida, Meloidogynidae.